AUGGAAAAUCUAACGAAACUCGAAUUCGCAGGUCUUGACAUCUCAGGAAAUAAUUAUAUUUCUUGGGCACUUGAUGCCGAGCUUCAUUUGGAAGCUAAAGGCCUCGGAAAAACUAUUACGGAAGGAAACAACGCGUCCAACCAGGACCGCGCUACGGCUCUAAUUUUCCUUCGCCAUCAUCUCCAUGAUGAUUUAAAAAGGGAAUAUUUGACAGUUAAAGAUCCAUUUACUUUAUGGAACUGUCUGAAAAAACGGUUUGACCACCUGAAGUUGGUCAUACUUCCAAAGGCUCGGAAUGAUUGGUUGAACUUGCGGCUGCAAGAUUUUCGAUCAGUGGCAGCUUAUAAUUCUGAUCUAUUUAAAAUUACCUCGACAUUAAAAUUGUGCGGGGAAAAUGUCACUGAUGAACAAAUGUUAGAGAAAACAUUUACAACUUUUCAUGCCUCGAAUAAUAAUGAGCUUUUGUUAAGAAACCAUGAAGCUCGUCAUGUUGGUUCCGCAGCGGUGCCUGAAGCACACGCUGCUACGCAUAUUAGACGAGGAAAUAAUCAUGGUAACAAACGCAAACAUGGAAAUGGUAAAGGAAACCAACGUGGGGGCUACAAAAAUGAACGGGGAAAGGGUGUUCGUUACCAGCCGUACCAACGGCCGCUAAAAAUUACGGAACCAAAGGAACCGAAGCAAGAAAAGGGAAAGGGUUCUUCUAGUCAACCUCCUCAUAAAAGUGUUUGCUAUCGGUGUGGCUUAACUGAUCACUGGCAGCGUACCUGUCGUACGCCAGAACAUUUUGUUAGGAUCUAUCAGGCGUCCCUGAAGCGACCUGCCGAAGACAUAGAAACAAAUUUAAUUGAAGCCAGUGCCCCCAGUACCAGUGAUACCCACUUGGAUGUAUCUGAUUAUCUCGUCGACCCUGAAGGUGGCGAGCCUAGUCAUUUUUCUUUUGAUGAGCUGUAG
Papaver somniferum (opium poppy) is the source of this 954-nucleotide messenger RNA. RefSeq lists its product as uncharacterized. Gene Ontology annotation, molecular function: nucleic acid binding; zinc ion binding. The record is from RefSeq and is a predicted model, not a curated record. Lineage: Eukaryota; Viridiplantae; Streptophyta; Magnoliopsida; Ranunculales; Papaveraceae. The transcript has 2 exons. The coding region runs from base 1 to 954 and encodes 317 amino acids.